Molecule: messenger RNA, 892 nt
Organism: Bufo gargarizans (Asiatic toad)
Lineage: Eukaryota; Metazoa; Chordata; Amphibia; Anura; Bufonidae
Gene: TRPT1
Product: tRNA phosphotransferase 1
Exons: 8
Coding region: 207-746 (179 amino acids)
Biological process (GO): tRNA splicing, via endonucleolytic cleavage and ligation
Molecular function (GO): tRNA 2'-phosphotransferase activity
Source: RefSeq, a predicted model, not a curated record
AGCGAGGCUUGAAACACAGACGUGCUCAGGAAGGAGGAAGUGGAAGGGGGUAAUAUGUAAAACGCUGACAGCUAUGGAAGGAUCACACGCCAGUCACAGGAGGAGAGGAGGGAGAAACCAGUUCUUUUCACCAGGACCCUGAUGUGCAGUUAUCAAAGCUUUUAUCGUAUGCUUUGCGCCAUGGAGCCAGUGAGCUGGGUUUGCCCAUGGGGUCAGAUGGCUUUGUUCCAGUUUCUUCCCUGCUUCACCUACAACAGUUUAGCUCCUUUUCCCAGAAUGACAUUGAACGUGUAGUCAGGUGUAAUGAUAAGCAGCGAUUUACUAUGAGAACCUCUGAAGCCGAGGGAACACUGGAAAUUUGCGCUAACCAAGGACAUUCAAUACAGGUGGAUGUUAACUUCACUCCAUUAGGAGUAGAACUUCCUCCACAAGCAAUACAUGGGACGUAUCUCCGUCACUGGCCUUCAAUUCUCCGCUCUGGCCUCUCUCGUAUGAACAGGGCACACAUCCACUUUUCGACGCAGCUUCCAGGAGAAGGGGAGGGUGUGAUCAGUGGCAUGCGUAGGGACUGUGAACUCGCAAUAUUUAUAGACCUUCCAAAAGCUAUGGCGGACCAAAUCCCAUUCUUCUGGUCUGUUAACCGAGUCCUCCUCACACCUGGGAAUGCGGACGGUGUCCUCCUACCUAAAUAUUUUCUAAAGGUUCUUCAGCUUAGGCCUCACAGAAGACUGCUUGAACUUGAAUGACUGUCUAAAAACUCCUCAAAUAAAUUAUUUUUAACACCUUGAAAGAAAUUCAGACUCUUCAGCAUUAGAGCCGGCAGCAUUGCACUGUGCCCCUUUACUCUAGAGACGUGUCUUAGCUUGUCACUGUGGAGUGAUCAAGCUGGUAG